AUGGGAAUCACAAGUGAAAUUUUACUACAUUUUCCAGAAGAAGGAAGACAUUUAACCGGAAAAUAUUUAAACGGUGUAGUGCGGUUCCAACUUGACAAAGAAACAGUGUUCAAGAAGAUUAGUCUGUCUUUAGUCAAGAGAGGAUUCUGUGAGUGGUAUGACACGACAAAUACAGACAGCAACGAUAGCCAUGAAACAGAUAACACGCUGCAAGGACAUGAAAAUGCUGUUCUUAUGAAAUUGUACUUUUUAAACAAGGAAGUAGACGACAAUUUAACUUUAAGUGCGGGAUCGUAUGAGUAUCCAUUUGAAAUGGAAAUUCCACAAAAUAUACCACCAUCAUUUAGAUCAGAAAUAGGAAAAAUCACGUAUCUUUUAAUACUGAAGUUUAAGAAACCCGGUCUUUUGAAAAGGACUAAGAGCUUUCAAACAGAAGUUCAAAUACUUCCUCAAGUUGAUCUUUCAAUCACAGAUGCACCAAUCGCUUUUGCAUUAGACAAAAACCUGACCAAAAUGUUUGCUUCACACAAUAAAGAAAUCAGAAUAAUUGGAGAUCUCGAAAAGCCAUAUUUAUCAUACUAUGAUGAAAACAAGUUAUCAUUGGCUGCCACUAACAACACCGAUUUGAACUUUACUAUUAAAACUGAAUUGAUGAGCAAAGUGACGUAUACACAUGAUCAUUCAAUGGGCAUGUAUGGCGACGAAAAAGUUGUAAAAGAAGUGAUUGGACCUAUAUACGAGAGUCCGGUUGUACCUGAUAAUAGUGUAUCAAAUAUAAUUAAAGACAUAUUGCCAGUGGACUCACAACAAUACACAGUGAGACACUCAGCAAUUAUAUCGAGGGAGUACAAAUUGAAAGUGACAAUACAAAUGCCAAUGCCACAUCGUAAUGUAUCUGUUAAUAUACCCGUGUUUGUAGGAGACAGAAGAUUGACUAAAGCAAAUAAUGAAAAUAGAAAUAAUGAGGCUGCAGAAGAACCACCGACGUAUUGGCACGCGAUGUCCGAAGACAAAUGA
Molecule: messenger RNA, 1017 nt
Organism: Helicoverpa zea (corn earworm)
Lineage: Eukaryota; Metazoa; Arthropoda; Insecta; Lepidoptera; Noctuidae
Exons: 1
Coding region: 1-1017 (338 amino acids)
Biological process (GO): protein transport
Cellular component (GO): cytoplasm
Source: RefSeq, a predicted model, not a curated record